Messenger RNA from Trametes versicolor FP-101664 SS1, 1548 nucleotides. RefSeq names its product cytochrome P450. Lineage: Eukaryota; Fungi; Basidiomycota; Agaricomycetes; Polyporales; Polyporaceae. The coding region runs from base 1 to 1548 and encodes 515 amino acids. Gene Ontology annotation, molecular function: oxidoreductase activity, acting on paired donors, with incorporation or reduction of molecular oxygen; heme binding; monooxygenase activity. The transcript is spliced from 13 exons. The record is from RefSeq and is a predicted model, not a curated record.
AUGGCCGCCUUCUUCGACCUGCCGUCGCUUCUGCUUGCUUCCGCCGUCGCCUUGCUCGCGCUCCUCACUGUUAGGCGCAAACGUCAAAAUCUUCCCCCGGGUCCGAAGGGCCUUCCUCUCCUCGGGAACGUCUUCGACGUCCCCAAGGAGUUCGAAUGGCUCGCGUACGAAAAAUGGGGCCGAGAACAUCAUUCUGAUAUCAUACACCUCAACCUUGCCGGGACGCCGGUCAUUGUUGUCAAUUCCGCGCAAGCGGCGCACGACCUUUUUGAGAAAAGAUCGUCGCUCUACUCGGAUAGGACACGCAUGCCCAUGCUCAAUGAAUUGGUCGGCUGCGACUGGCACUUCGUGUUCAUGGGUUACGGUGACAGCUGGAGAGAACGGCGCCGAGUGUUCCAUCAGUACUUCCACCCGAACGCGGCCACGAACUAUCGGCCGAGAGAACUCAAGGUGGCUCGCGAGCUCCUCCGGCGGCUGCUCCAGACGCCGGACGAGUUCAUGGUCCACCUGCGGCACAUGGCAGGAUCCCUCAUUCUCGGAGUCGCAUACGGGAUUGACGUACAGCCGAAGAAUGAUCCAUAUAUCGCCACUGCGGAGACGGCUCUGCAUGCGAUGUCCAUGGCUGGGAACGCCGGCGCGUACCUUGUGGACUACAUCCCCUUCCUCAAACACAUUCCUUCUUGGUGCCCGGGCGCCACGUUCAAGCGCCAGGCGGCUGAAUGGAGGAAGGCAACCAACGCCAUGGUCGAGGUGCCGUUCAAGGCCGUGAGAAACGCGAUGGCCGAGGGGAAGGAGUCGCCGUCGAUGAUCAUGUCGCUCUUGCAUGACCUAAACGAUGGACAAGACAAACCUCACAGGGAGAACGUCAUCAGCGGUGUCGCUGCUGCUGCGUAUACUGGGGGCUCUGACACGACGGUCUCGGCCAUAGGCUCGUUUUUCCUCGCGAUGCUGCUGUAUCCGGAAGUCCAGCGCAAGGCACAAGCCGAGGUGGACCGGGUCGUCGGGAGAGAUCGCCUUCCCGACUUCUCUGAUGAGGGGUCCCUGCCUUACGUUUCUGCAAUCGUCAAGGAAGUUCUCAGAUGGCGGCCGGUCACACCCCUGGCGGUUCCCCACCGGCUCACCGCGGACGACGUCUACAAUGGCUACCACCUUCCCGCGGGAUCAAUCGUUGUAGGGAACUCGUGGGCUAUCUUGCAUGACGAGGCGACGUUCCCCGACCCCGAGGCGUUCAUUCCGGAGCGGUUCCUCAACGCAGACGGAAGCCUCAGGACCACUAUGCGCGACGCAGAGCUGGCGGCGUUCGGCUUCGGCAGGAGGAUCUGCCCCGGACGUCAUAUGGCGUGCGCCUCGAUGUGGAUCGCCAUCGCGUCGGUCCUCUCUACGUUUACGCUGUCCAAGCCCGUUGACGACGACGGGAACGUGGUCGAGCCAAGCGGAGAGUAUCUGAGCGGGCUUGUUACGUACCCGGUGCCGUUUAAAUGCGAGUUCAAGCCGCGCUCCGGGCUCACCGCUCAGCUCAUACAGACGUCGAUGACCGACUUCGAGUGA